UUCAUUCAAGAACAAAUAAUGCAAUAUGCAAACUCCAAAAGAAUUGAGAAACUAAUCCUACAGAAAGGAGAUAAAGUCUAUCUACUUCGGAAAAACAUCAAAACAAUCAAAUCCAGCAGCAAGCUCAAUCAUAAGAAGUUAGGAUUAUUCAAAAUUUUGCAAUAG
Cryphonectria parasitica EP155 is the source of this 165-nucleotide messenger RNA. RefSeq lists its product as uncharacterized. The record is from RefSeq and is a predicted model, not a curated record. The annotation marks the transcript as partial. Lineage: Eukaryota; Fungi; Ascomycota; Sordariomycetes; Diaporthales; Cryphonectriaceae. The transcript has a single exon.